AUGGUUCAAUCGGGACUAGAUCCUAUAGCUAGUUCGUCUGGAACGAAAGGGGUUGAACCUCAACGUCCAGAUGGGAUAGGAGACUGGAUGCUGGCCAAAAGGUUUCAGGAGGGGACCCCUUCAGACUCAACGGCUACAGACAGAAGGAGGGUGACCGUUGGAACAAAACCAGCAACAGCGGUGAGAAACUCUUUUGCGGCGUUAAAUGAAUUAAAUAUGGAUGAUGUAGACAGUACUGCAAUGGGCCGAGGGGGUUCAUCUGGACUCAAGGGUUUUCAAAUGGGCCCGGGAACAACCCAACAACCAAACCCCAAACGUCAUGGGAGGGAAGAAUGA
This is a messenger RNA of Striga asiatica, 336 nucleotides long. NCBI's taxonomy places the organism in Eukaryota, Viridiplantae, Streptophyta, Magnoliopsida, Lamiales, Orobanchaceae. The record is from the annotation of a GenBank genome assembly.